GCGAUGCGAGCGGAGGACGACGACGCCGGCGGCGGCGAGUUCGUGGGCGCGCGGCUGGACGCCGGCCUCCGCGCCGCGCGGUUCGCGUCGCCGCCUUCUGCCGACGAGUUCGCGGCCGCCGUCGAGCCCAGGAACGCCCCCGCGGUAGAGAGCCUAGCCUCUCCACGCCCCGAAUCCUCUCGAAGCUCCCCACUUCCCUUCCCUUCCCUUUUACCGCUCCUCCCCUUUCUGCUUCCAUCAGUUGUUGAUACAACCCCGUGCUAUGUUCUCCCCGUCAGGUGUUUCGUGGCGUGGUGAAGGAUUGGACGGCCUCCUCUCGGUGGGAUCCUCGCCGUGGCGGCCUUGACUAUUUGCGGGAAAAGGUUGGACCUGAUGUUGAUGUGGAAGCUAUGAUGUCGAGCACAGGGCAUGUGUUCUAUGGGGAUCUUAGAAGCCAUGAGAGGGUGCUUGUUCCAUUCUCCAAAUUCAUGAACUCGUGCAAAUCUUACCUGAGGUGUCCGAAUGCCUCCAGUGACUCACCCAAAGCUCAAGAAAUCCUCAAGGAGCCCGCUUCUUCAGAGGAGGGGUGCUCGAGCAGCUUAGAGAGUUGUGACCAAGUCUAUUUAGCACAAGUAUCAAUUCUGAACACUGAGAACAAAGAGAGAUGUUCACUGGAAGUUUUGAAAGAGGACAUUCAGGAGCCAACAUUUUUGAGAGGAAAACCAUUUUCAUCAAUAAACAUUUGGAUGAAUAGAGCUCACUUGAGAUCAAGUACCCAUUAUGAUCCCCAUCAUAAUCUCCUUUGUGUGGUGGCUGGUUGCAAAAAAGUAACUUUGUGGCCUCCCUCAUCAUCCCCAUAUCUGUACCCGAUGCCUGUGUAUGGGGAGGCCUCCAACCAUAGUUCUGUCAGCAUCGAGGAACCAGAUUAUUCAAGGUACACAAGAGCAAGAUACAUGAAGGAAUACUCUGAGAGAGUCAUUCUAAAUUGUGGUGAUGCUCUUUUCAUACCAGAAGGAUGGUAUCAUCAAGUUGACAGUGAUGAUUUGACAAUAGCAAUUAACUUUUGGUGGAAGUCAAGAAUAAUGAAUGAAAUGUUAGAACAUAUGGAUGCCUACUAUCUGCGACGAAUCCUGAGCAGAUUGGUGGAUAAGGAGAUGAACAAAAUGGUGCAGGAGAAUUCUGUUUCUUGUUCAAAAGGUACAACUGUUUGUCAGCCUACAGAUGAAGAAUCAGGAGGUCCUGAGCAAUUGAAGCAGAAGCAGGUUAAUUCUGAUUCAUCUGACAAAAAAGAUUCACCACUGCAAACUCUGGAACCGUCCACCCUCCAAGCACUUUAUGAACUCAUCUCACUGGUUCACAACAGUGCUGAAAUGGUUAGCCAAAACGAAAUAACAGAACCUACAUCUCAGGAUGCAUAUUGCAAGCAAAGCAAUGGAAGUAAGAAGAUUGCUGCAGAUGAUUCAUCUCUCUUGGAGAAAGAUCCUAUUGCAAAAAUAAUUUUACCACUCAAACCGCUUGAAUUGCAGAGUAUGCUGCUUGCCAUGGCGCGUACUUUCCCAAGGACUCUAGAAGCUCUUGUCCUCAACAUGCUUGGACCAAUAGGAGCAGAGAUACUGACAAGGAAGUUUGACGAGAUGGACCAACAAGCGACAAAAGAGCAACAGAGUGAGUUUUACAAGACAUUCUACAGCGUGUUUGAUGACCAGUAUGCUGCGAUGGAUGCACUUCUUAAUGGAAAAGAAAUGUUUUCCUUUCAGGUAUUCCAGAGUGUGCUGCGCCAAUAUAUUGGGGUGCAUGCUGACCGACCAAAGUUACAUUGGCGGGCCUCGUGGUGCUUACAAAGGGUCAGUGAGCAAACUUCCCCUCGGAAUGAUGUUAUUUUUCAGGCAAUUCCUUGGUUCUUUGAACUUAUAACGGUACUACCCAGCCAAAAGCUAUAUUUUGGGACGGAGUUGGUCUCUCCGUUCCAAAAUGGAGGUACUUACAGUAGUACUAAAAAGCAGUGAUCUUCGCUCGGGUGGCGGGUUCACCUUUUCUUUUUGGAAAUGUUUCACCGUUUGGAAGGUAAGAGGUACUCCACCUUCCAUUCAAACAAAUACAAACGAUUUAACAGCGUACUUGUAAUACCUUCCAAUCAAACAAAUACCAACGAUUAGUAACAGUGCACUUGUAAAGUUGUAAUGCCUUCCAAUCACCGUAGUACAUUUCAACUUUUGAUAUUUCAUCAAAAUGAAGGUACCUGACUACUUUUCAGACACAUGAAACAUUUUUUUCUUUUACCAGUACUUGUUUCUGGAAGCCAGAAAGUGAAUAAAAUGGAAUAGCUUCCGAUUAA
Molecule: messenger RNA, 2314 nt
Organism: Oryza sativa Japonica Group (Japanese rice)
Lineage: Eukaryota; Viridiplantae; Streptophyta; Magnoliopsida; Poales; Poaceae
Source: RefSeq, a predicted model, not a curated record